Molecule: messenger RNA, 915 nt
Organism: Setaria italica (foxtail millet)
Lineage: Eukaryota; Viridiplantae; Streptophyta; Magnoliopsida; Poales; Poaceae
Product: 4-hydroxybenzoate polyprenyltransferase, mitochondrial
Exons: 8
Coding region: 1-915 (304 amino acids)
Biological process (GO): ubiquinone biosynthetic process
Cellular component (GO): mitochondrial inner membrane
Molecular function (GO): prenyltransferase activity
Source: RefSeq, a predicted model, not a curated record
AUGGUGGCUCGUAAGGGUCUAUCGUCGUCGUCGUGGCUGGAGCACUGGCUCCCUGAGGCGGCUAUGCCGUACGCGAAGCUCGCCCGUCUUGACAAGCCCAUCGGUACCUGGCUCAUCGUGUGGCCAUGUUUUUGGUCAAUCACAAUAGCAACGCGAAAAGGGGAGAUCCCAGACUUGAAAAUGCUGGCACUCUUUGGAUGCGGAUCAGUCAUUUUAAGGGGUCUUGGCUGCACAGUGAAUGAUCUUUUUGAUCGAGACAUUGAUAAGAAGGUUGAGCGGACAAAAAAGAGGCCUUUGGCAUCAGGUGCUCUAACCCCUUUGCAAGGAUUGUACUUCCUUGUAUUCCAGGUCCUACUAUGGUUUGGCUUUCUUCUCCAACUGAAUAACUACAGCAUUAUUCUAGGGGCAUCUUUCCUUGUUCCUGUCUUCACCUACCCAUUGAUGAAGAGGGUCACAUAUUGGCCUCAAGCCUAUCUUGGCUUGGCCAUAAACUGUGGAGUUGCAUUGGGAUGGUCAGCUAUUAAAGAAGACUUAGACUCUGCAAUCAUUCUUCCACUGUAUACUGCUGCAAUAUGUUGGACACUGGUAUAUGAUACAAUAUACGCUCAUCAGGACAAAGAAGAUGACAUCAAAGUAGGAGUUAAGUCCACAGCCUUAUUGUUUGGAGAUAUGACAAAGUACUGUAUUAGUGCAUUUGGUGUUGCAUGCAUUGGCAGCUUAGCACUCAGUGGCUACAAUGCUUACCUUGCAUGGUCCUACUAUCCUUUCCUGAUAGCUUCAGCUGCACAGUUAGCAUGGCAGAUUACGGCUGUCAACUUAUCAAGCCGCUCAGAUUGCAACAAGAUGUUUGUGUCCAAUAAAUGGUUUGGAGCUUUGAUAUUUGGUGGAAUUCUAUCCGGAGUAGUUCUACCAUGA